Molecule: messenger RNA, 780 nt
Organism: Epithele typhae
Lineage: Eukaryota; Fungi; Basidiomycota; Agaricomycetes; Polyporales; Epitheliaceae
Exons: 5
Coding region: 1-780 (259 amino acids)
Source: RefSeq, a predicted model, not a curated record
AUGGCCGAUUUCACAUCUAUCUUCGGCAUUGUUUCCGGAGUCAUUGGGAUUAUCGCCACUGCACUCACCAUAUAUCUGCUGUGCACCCCGUCAAACACGCUCAUCUGCCAAGCAGAGACGAAGUGCAACGACACCAGGGAUUACCUGAAGAAGCUGUUCGCCGAAGGACUUCUGGACGAUGACUUCUUUGUCAAAAAGUCGAAGGACAUAGACCAAAUUGAAGACAAGAUAAUGAUGCAGCGGGGCCAAUUGACUGUUAGUCGUUGGUGGUGGAACCGUUUUCAUUUUUGGGUCACAACAUGGUCGGACAUGGACCGAUACUCUGGCGAACUGGCGCUUAUUGGGGCCAUCGCUGCACGUCGUGCGUCUGAAAUGCGCAAGCGUCUGCGCUUACACCCCAGCCAAGGACCAGUAGGGUCUACCAAUGACUCUGAAUCUCGCUCCGAGACUCGCACAGCAUCGAUCACCAACAAUACCGCACUUGACAAGCUCGAAUGUGGUACCCUCGGCUUCUCCUCCCCUCCGUCGUCGACCUCGGACAGGCGAAAAUAUAGCUUCGUAAAGGUCAAUCUCAAGCGCUACUGGUCCGCGUGGUUGUUCUCUCCCACUCCUGCCGCCGGUGCGCUGCGUCUCUCCCCGGCUCGGUCCCCCGACAUCGAAGAUACUCUCCUCGCUCUGGUCCCUCCAGACCCACUACUUGGGCCGCCGCAUGGUCUCCGAGUCGACUCAGUCUCUCCCCUCUCCCUCGUCGCCGUGAUGUGGUCCCCCGUCACCCCGUAA